CACAGCGAGAGGUUCACCAGCAGCCCAAUGUACCCCCGACGACCUGCGCUUGUUGACACGUCCAUGGGGUUGCUUGCAAAUAUGCAGUCGUUUGAGAACAAGCAGACCCGCACUUCAGUUCCACAGGAGGUCUGUCCCAGAAUAAAGCGGCGAUUCGGCUGGGCGGCAUACAUGUGGCGCGAGUAGUCCACAAGCUGC
Messenger RNA from Linderina pennispora, 198 nucleotides. RefSeq lists its product as uncharacterized. Lineage: Eukaryota; Fungi; Kickxellomycota; Kickxellomycetes; Kickxellales; Kickxellaceae. The record is from RefSeq and is a predicted model, not a curated record. The coding region runs from base 28 to 186 and encodes 52 amino acids. The transcript has a single exon.